This is a messenger RNA of Lindgomyces ingoldianus, 1722 nucleotides long. RefSeq lists its product as uncharacterized. Lineage: Eukaryota; Fungi; Ascomycota; Dothideomycetes; Pleosporales; Lindgomycetaceae. The record is from RefSeq and is a predicted model, not a curated record. Bases 1 to 1722 code for a protein of 573 amino acids. The transcript has 13 exons.
AUGGUGUUGAACGGUGAGGUCAAGAAAUGGACGAGUUCUUCGACUAAAUUGGCUGACAGGGAUCCAAAAAUGAAACAAUAUGACCAAGCAGUUGAUCAAGAGUGUCAGAACAAUAAGGAUAGGGGUAUCCUUUUCCAGGAAGAUGAUUCUUUGGCAACACUUCACGUAACUGGGGACCAAUCGACACCACUAUUAACAGGCGUAGUGCAGCCUUUCUUGGGGGCAGCAGAGAGCUGUCUCCAAAACGAAGAUGUUGAACCUAGCCUUGCAAUGGUGCCCACACAGAACGAUACCCUGAAGACUAUCCACAAGUCAGUAGUGGAGGAAACCGCAAUUCAAGAAGAGUUAGACCUUUUCAUCCAAGAUGGCGCCCUCAUAAUUGACGACACUGAAGUUAUCGAGCUCAGCCUGGUGGAUUCUGGGGUAGAUUUCACGGUCCAUAGCGGUCUGCCUAGAGUCCCAUUAUGGGAAUAUCUCAUAAAAAUCGAUGAAAGUCACUGGGAACGUCUGAACGAGUCAAAUGAGGUGAACGCCGCUGAAAGCCAUCUGAGCACUCCCGAACAUCGACGACAACUCCCGCUGGACAGUGCGACUAUGAGAUCUUACCUCGAGAAGUGUACGGCCUCAUCUCAAAAGAGGUUAAUGUUGAACUGUACCUUGUUGACGACAGAGGCUAUUCGGCGACAAGGCCUUAAAAGGGACUCAGCUUUACCAAGUCAUGUUUUGUCUUGCGUGAACCCUGUUCCACAUCCAAGAAUUGCAAACAUGCAACAAUGGAGGGAUUUCAAGGAGAAACUUUCAGAAGGAUCAUUGAUAAACCCUUCCCUAUCACCCUUAAAUUCUUUUUCAGCCGAUACUAUUUCUCUCCUCCCCCAGGGAUUCAAGAACUGUCAGCACACACUGGUCAUAAGGAACGACGACUUUGCUACUUAUUUUUAUGUUGAGACUGCGCGUACCAGAAGCUCACAAAAUCUUUGUUCUAUUGAUGAUACGUGCAUUUUAAUCUCGAUGCUAGGUAACACCAAGAGUAGGCGGAACACCUCCACGGAGCAAUUGGAGGAUGAUGAGGCAGGAGGCAGGGCAAAGCUGUUGCGGUCGACUACUGCCCGACACCCAACUGGUUGCUUCCAACAGAAUCUUCUAGUAAUGCACUCGGUGCCACCACCAGCAGGGAGGACGGCCGAACCGAAGCAAAAAUAUGUUAAAGAGAAGAUGCCGCAACGGUUCAGUUCCGUGGUGGUCAUGAUUGCGCUACAUCAGAUAUCUGCUCACCAUAGCAAGCCCUUUGAAAUGCUAGAAGAGCCGUUGGUUGUUUGGCCGUAUGACUGUGUAUCUCUGAAAUGUUUCGAGCCUUUCCACAUGCGUAUGCGCCUGCUUGAACUAUCAUCGUGCUGCCGCAUUCAACACCUACGGCUGCCUCUCCCCCCUCCCUUACCCAAUACCUUUCUUUUCAUUUUAUUCUCCAUCCAUGAGCUGCGACUGACCCUUGACUACUGCUUCGUCUUGGAAUCAGCUUGGGGACGAGUUCAAGAGACGGCGGGAGGACGUAAAAGGCUUCAUCUAGUCUUUUGUUCACUAUGGCGGCUUUUAGAGAUCAAGGCUAAUGCAAAUGGCUUGUUCUCACGUUGCGGGAAUUAUGUAUCGCUGCGUAUCAGGCUGCAUCUCGAGGUGCGUAGGAUGGCCGUGUCGAAUUAUCUCGCAAGUCAGCCGCCCCACAGAUGA